Molecule: messenger RNA, 1563 nt
Organism: Fraxinus pennsylvanica
Lineage: Eukaryota; Viridiplantae; Streptophyta; Magnoliopsida; Lamiales; Oleaceae
Source: the annotation of a GenBank genome assembly
AUGAGAUUCACAUCUAAGAUCCCGAAGCAAUAUGUAUAUCACAAUGCCUUAGUUACACUCCGUUCACACGAUUUAGUUGCUCCAUGCAUACAACCUGGGUAUGGGAAAAAUUUCUUCAUACUCAAGAUUUUGGAAUUACUUCAGAAUUCUAAAAUGAUGCAGUCUGACCUUGGCAAAUUAUUUGUUGGUGGGAUUUCAUGGGACACAACUGAAGAACGACUCAAAGAAUAUUUUGGUGUAUAUGGAGAUGUUCUGGAAGCUGUAAUUAUGAAGGAUCGCUCCACGGGACGUGCUCGUGGUUUCGGUUUUGUUGUUUUUGCUGAUCCUGCUGUUGCUGAGAGAGUCAUUAAGGAUAAGCACAAAAUUGAUGGCAGGAUGGUCGAGGCAAAGAAGGCUGUUCCUAGGGAUGAUCAGAGCACAGGGAGUAGAAACAGUAGUCGCAUUCAGGAUUCUCCUGGUUCAGGUCAAACAAAAAAGAUUUUUGUGGGAGGUUUAGCAUCCACAGUUACAGAGGGUGACUUUAAGAAGUAUUUUGAGCAGUUUGGUACAAUCACAGAUGUUGUGGUGAUGUAUGAUCACAACACUCAAAGGCCUAGAGGGUUUGGAUUUAUCACUUAUGAUUCCGAAGAUGCAGUAGACAAAGUCUUGCUCAAGACAUUUCACGAGCUGAAUGGUAAGAUGGUUGAGGUCAAGCGUGCAGUCCCCAAAGAGUUAUCGCCUAGUCCUAGCCGAAGCCCUCUUGGUGGAUAUACCUAUGGAGUAGGUAGGUUCAAUAGCUUUCUUAAUGGCUAUCCUCAGGGAUACUCUCCAAGUACAAUGGGAGGAUAUGGAGUCAGGAUGGACAGUAGAUUCAGUCCAAUUGCUGGUGGGAGAAGCAAUUUUUCUCCAUUUACUUCUGACUAUGAUCUGGGGCUGAAUUAUGAACCUGGGUUAGGCCCAGCUUAUGGAGGAAGUGAGAAUUUUAAUAGUUCUCUUAACUAUGGGCGGUCACUGAACCCUUAUUAUGUUAAUUCAAACUCAAAUAGAUUUGACAAUUCCGUUCGGUUUGAUGGUGGGAAUGAAGGAAAUUCCUCUUUUUUCAGUUCAGGUACAGGUACCCGAAAUUUAUGGGGUAAUGUAGGGCUUAAUUAUGGAACAAACUCUGCUGGUUCUAGUAAUUAUGUGGAAUCUGGGAGUGGGAACAUUGGGGGAGGAACUUUUGGAAACAGUGGAGUUUGGAGUACUCAUCCAUUUUCACCACAAGGUGGACAGAAUGUUCCAAGCCAAACUGGAAAUUUUGGUUAUGGAGGUGGUGAUAAUACUUAUGGUUUGGCAGGGAGAGGCUAUGGAAGAAAUAUUUCAACAAGUAGGGCCCCAACCUUAUCAUAUGCUGCAUCAAAUGACAACUAUGAUGAGGCUUUUGCUGAUCUGUAUGAUAGUAAUUUGGGUUAUCUAGACCCUACAUGGAAUUCUGCAAAUUCUGAUCAACAGGGAUCUGUGAUGGUGGUACCUAGAGACAGAUUGAUAGAGAUAUUGCUGGCUAGGAAGGAUGUUAAAGUAGAUCAAAGUUUGUGUAGCAGCUGA